Molecule: messenger RNA, 255 nt
Organism: Adineta ricciae
Lineage: Eukaryota; Metazoa; Rotifera; Eurotatoria; Adinetida; Adinetidae
Source: the annotation of a GenBank genome assembly
AUGGCAAGUGCUCCACAGUUAGAAAUUCAGAAACAAGAAGGUGUACCCGUGUCGGAAGACGGUACAAUUGGUGGUCAUCAAGCUGAUAAAGCCAAAUCUCAAUUUAAAGAACAAGAAGCUGAUGCCAAACUACACGAAACAUCUGUGACACAAAAUAUCACACCCGGACAAAAUUUACUUGGCCAUCAAGAUUCGGCACAGCCAGGAAUUCGUCCAGGUGAUGUCGCGGGCAAAGCUGGUGGACCAUCAACUUAA